AUGGGGAAAGAUUUGAGUUUUAAUGGCCGUGUAGUGGUCAUUACUGGUGCCGGUGGUGGGCUAGGUAAAGUAUACGCGCUCGAGUAUGCGAAGCGCGGUGCUAAAGUGGUUGUCAAUGACCUGGGAGGUACGCUGGGUGGCAGUGGCCAUGAUAGCAAGGCCGCUGAUGUUGUUGUGGAUGAGAUUGUGAAGAGUGGUGGUACCGCAGUGGCCAACUACGAUUCUGUGAAUGACAAUGGCGAGCAGAUUGUGGAGACCGCUAUCAAGGCGUUUGGUAGAAUUGACAUCUUGAUCAACAAUGCUGGUAUCCUUAGAGAUGUGUCAUUUGCCAAAAUGACGGAGAAGGAGUUCUCAGCUGUGCUAGACGUUCACUUGACUGGUGCUUACAGGCUGACCAAGGCGGCUUGGCCAUACAUGCGUCAACAGAAGUUCGGUAGAAUCAUUAACACUGCAUCUCCUGCAGGCUUGUUCGGUAAUUUCGGGCAAGCCAAUUACUCAGCUGCAAAAUUGGGUCUGGUCGGUUUCGCUGAGACCUUGGCCAAGGAAGGUUACAAGUACAAUAUUAACGUCAACUCUAUUGCACCUUUGGCAAGAUCGAGAAUGACUGAAAAUGUGCUUCCACCACAUAUCCUAAAACAAUUGGGACCUGAGAAGAUUGCUCCAUUGGUGUUGUUCUUAACUCACGAGUCUACGAAAGUUACCAACUCUAUCUUUGAACUAGCAGCUGGUUUCUACGGUCAGAUCAGGUGGGAAAGAUCCGCUGGUCAGAUCUUUAAUCCAAAUCCUGAGACUUACACUCCAGAGGCUAUCCUGAACAAAUGGACCGACAUAACAGAUUUCAAGGACAAGCCCUUCAACAAAGUACAACACCCAAUCAUGCUUUCUGAUUACAAUGAUCUGAUUACCAAGGCCAAGAAAUUACCAGAAAAUAACGACCAAGGAAGCAUCAAGAUAACUUCAUUGAAGGAUAAAGUUGUCAUAAUCACUGGUGCUGGUGGAGGUUUGGGUAAAUCACACGCGUUAUGGUUUGCUAAAUAUGGUGCUAGAGUUGUUGUGAAUGAUAUCAAGGAUCCAAAUACAGUCGUCAAUGAGAUAAACUCUAAAUAUGGCGAAGGAAGAGCCAUCCCAGAUACUCAUAAUGUCGUUACUGAGGCUAAUCAGGUCAUUGAAACAGCAAUGAAGGCUUAUGGAAGAGUAGAUGUCUUGGUCAAUAACGCUGGUAUCUUGCGUGAUAGAUCAUUCUUGAAAAUGACGGAUCAGGAAUGGUUUGCAGUUGUGCAAGUUCAUUUGUACUCAACAUUCCUGCUUUCAAAAGCAGUUUGGCCCAUCUUCUUGAAGCAAAAAGGUGGCCAUAUCAUCAACACUACAUCCACUUCUGGUAUUUACGGUAACUUCGGACAAGCAAACUAUGCUGCCGCCAAGGCGGCAAUUCUAGGUUUCUCAAGAACCAUUGCUGUAGAAGGUGCCAAGAGAGGUAUUAGAGUUAACAUAAUUGCUCCUCAUGCUGAGACUGCUAUGACUAAGACAAUUUUUAGCGAAAAGGAACUAGCUAACCAUUUUGAUGCUUCACAAGUGUCUCCUUUAGUUGUUUUACUAGCAAGUGAUGAAUUACAGAGGACUAACAAAAAGGGAGUCAACGGCCAGUUGUUUGAAGUUGGUGGUGGUUGGGUCGGCCAGACUAGAUGGCAGAGAGCUGCUGGUUACGUCUGUCUGGAGGACAAUGUCACUCCUGAAGCUCUCAAGGAGAACUGGAAACAAGUAGUGAACUUCUCCGGUCACACAACUAACCCAGCUUCUACUGAACAGUCCUCUAUGGGUAUUUUACAAGCUGUUCAAAAAGCCCAAGCUGCAGCUGCAACCGCUAAAGAUGUGUUUGAGUACAACCAUAAGGAUGUUAUUCUCUACAACAUCGGUCUUGGUGCUACUAGUAAGGAAUUGAAGUACACUUACGAAAAUGACUCUAAUUUCCAAGUUCUACCUACAUUUGCAGUUAUGCCUGUCUUUAAUUCUCCUCCUCUGGCUAUGGAUACCCUUGUUGACAACUUUAACUACGCUAUGUUAUUGCACGGUGAGCAAUACUUCAAGAUCGGCCAAAAUCCUAUUCCAGUGAAAGGUGCAUUGAAAACUGAGGUCAAACCACUUCAAGUUAUUGACAAAGGUGGGAAGGCUGCUGUUAUUGUGGCCGGUUAUAAGAGUGUUGAUGCUAAAACCAAUAAGUUGGUGUCAUAUAACGAAAGUACUUUCUUUGUUCGUGGCGCCCAUGUACCACCUAACAAAAAGAAGUACAAUGAACCUCGUGCUCCAUUUGCCGUCCAAAGUUUCCAGGCACCUACUGACAGAGCCCCUGACUACGAAGUGGAAGUCCAAACUCAUAAAGACCAAGCUGCCAUUUACAGACUUUCUGGCGAUUUCAAUCCGUUACAUAUUGACCCAGCACUGGCUAAGCAAGUUGGUUUCCCAUCUCCAAUCAUCCAUGGCUUGUGUACAUUGGGUGUUUCUUCAAAGGCUGUUUUGGAAAAGUUCGGUCCAUAUGAAGAAUUAAAAGUUAGGUUUACCAACGCUGUUUUCCCAGGUGAUACUCUGAAAGUUAGAGCUUGGAAGCAACCCAACAAUGUUGUUAUCUUCCAGACUGUAGAUUUGAACACUAAAAAGAUUGUUCUAGAUAAUGCUGCUGUCAAACUAGUGGGACCCGUCGCCAAACUUUAG
Messenger RNA from Nakaseomyces glabratus, 2706 nucleotides. It is a transcript of the gene FOX2, whose product is annotated as bifunctional hydroxyacyl-CoA dehydrogenase/enoyl-CoA hydratase FOX2. The record is from RefSeq and is a predicted model, not a curated record. Lineage: Eukaryota; Fungi; Ascomycota; Saccharomycetes; Saccharomycetales; Saccharomycetaceae. Gene Ontology annotation, molecular function: oxidoreductase activity.